CUUGAUGAAUACAGUUAUCUCCCCUCCCCACAGUGGACAGAGGGAGUGAUGAGGAAGAGGACCAAAGGAGCAGUAAAGGGACAGUGAGGCUUUAAGAAGCUGAGGUGGAAGGAGGGUGAAGGUGAGAGGCGAUGAUUCCUUUCCUUCAGAGGAAAACCCAAGGCUGAGAUAAUGUGGCAGCUGCAGAGAGGAGGGCUAAACCUUGUUGUAUCUGCAUCUUCUGAAAGCCUGAUCAGGCUCAGCAGAGGGAAUCUACCCUCCAGACAAACACUAGAAAUCAGAAAAUUGAAAAGAGAGAGAGGAGCGAGAGAUCUGACCAAGAGACAUGCAGCACAUUUUACUCCUGGCCUCAACACCCCCUCAACACCCCAGCCUCCUGUAGAGUCAAAUAGUGCAGGAUUCUGUAGGGAUGUUGUGAGGAUGAAAAGACAAGAUAUGUAAAUUGCCUAAGAGGUUCUGGCACAGUGUUGAUGCUCAGAAAUGUUAAUUCCUUUCUUUCAGAUCCAGGAUUGGUGUUAGAGAGAGGAAUGGAGGAACAGGCAUCUCUUAGAAUAGUCUGGGUGACUCAUGACUCCACUUUGUGGGCUGAGCCAGCUCUAUAGGGAUGGUCCUCCUAGAGGUUUGACCAUGAGGAAGUAAAUUGGAGAACACUUCAUGGUGCACCCAGGCCAGUUCUAAGGAAACACAGUUCCUAUUUCUCUAGCAAAAAAGGCUGCAGUUUUCUAGGCAGUAAUUACUUUUCUAGUAUUAUAGUAUAGUUGGGAAAAUUACACACUGAAGAAUAUGUCUACCUGCUUCUUUUGCAUCCCUUUAGCAUUGCUCAUUCUCUCAAGCUAUUUGUUGUAUGGCCUGAAUUUAGAUAAAGUAACAUUGCUAAUAUCAUACACUUCAAUCUCUUUAACUAGGGUUGCCUUCAAACCUGAUCCUUCUACAUAUGUAUUUUUUUGCUAGUUUGGAAAUUUGACAAAAUAGAAGUUUAAAUUGCUUUACACCCACCAGAAGAACUAAAAUUAGAAAGACUGAGAAUGCCAAAUUUUCAUGAGGAUGUGUAGCAACCAGAACUCUCCUACAUGCAUCUACCCCAUGACCUAGCAAUUCCACUCUUGGAUAUUUACCCAAGAGAAAUGAAAACAUACAUCUAUAAAAAGGAUUGUAAAAAAAUUUUACUUAGCAUCUUUUUCAUAAUUCUCAAAUAUUAGAAGACUGAAAAAAAUGAAUGUACAAACUGUGGUAUAUUCAUACAAUGGAAUACUACCCAGUGACAAAAAGGAACAAAUUACUGAUACAUCCAACAGUUUGGGUCAAUGUCAAAAAUCUGACACUGAAAGAAGUGUUACACAGCAUGCUGAGUGGGUUAAUUUAAAUUAAGUUUCAGAACAGGAAUACAAUAGUAGAAAAAAAAUAAGUGUUUGCCUCUAAUUGAAGACAAGAAUGGUGAAGUGGAGAGUGACUGGGAAGGUCUAUGAGGGAACUUUCUGGGUGGUGGUGAUGCUCUAUAUUUUGAUAAGGGUUUGUAUUACAGGCAUAUGCUGUGGUCACUGCAUAUGCACUGACGUAUGUGAAUGGAUCAUAUCUGUAUUACACAGCAUGUACAUUUACCUUAAAAAUAAAAAAAAAUUUAAAAAUAGUAGGCAAUGGUAUGAAAAGUGGCAAGUAUACUGAUACAUACAGUUUCCCUUGAAAAGCAUAAAAAUAUGGAUUGACAGUAAAAUAAAGGGAUGACUACAUGGAUAGAUGUAUGAAAACGUAAGUAUAGAAAAUAAUAAUUGUAGAAUUUAGGUGGUAUGGAUAUAGGUGUUCAAUAUAAAAUGCUGAAAAUUUUUCUUUAUGUUUAAAAAUCUUUAUAAUGAAAUUCUGGUGAAAAUCACAAUUCAGGUUAAAAAGUGAAAGUUGAUCAGCUUUAACAAAUUUUAGUUUGUUGUUUAAUGGUAUAAUAUCCUUUAUGUCAUUGCAGUUGAGUAGCUCUCUUCUAAAAUUAAAUUUAAAUAAUAUUAUAAAAGAUUAGCAGUGACAACAAAAAAUAUUUAGCUAAAAGGUCUCUUGGUCAGAUUCCCAAAUGCCCAAAAGCCUUUUCAGGCUGGGAUUUUGCUCAGACUCCUCUGAGGCAGACAUCCCAGACUGGCAGACAGUGUGCUCUCUGGGCCUUGCAGAUUCUGUGCACGAUCUCAGAAAUGGAUCUGGCUAGCUCUGAGCUUGGCUUAGAAACAUGCCCUUUCUCCCAAGGAUGACCUCAUUUUGGCACCAGGUACACUAGGACACAAAAAGAAACAUUUCAUUCAGAAUCAUUCAAGGGGUGAAUGGAUAUCACCUUGCUUCUGUGUUGAGGUUACCCACUCAGGAGCCUGAGAAAUGAAUUUUCAGAAUACAAGACAAGCAUGCAUGUCCAGAAGCUCAAAUUCCUUCAUUCUCAUAGAAAGGUCGUGGAAUGGGUGAAGAGUCUUGAAUUAUUCCCUGGAAGCAAUCCAUAUCUUUCUCCUGCUUUCCCUCUUCCCAUUAAGGAAACAGAGGGAAAGGAGGGUCUUCCGGCAAUGGACUCACCAAACACAUCCCGACAGGAAGACUGCAGUCCACCUCCAACCUGAAUGCAUGAUCCUUCCAGAUAGAUGUCUAGAUACAAUAAAAAGGUGAAAGACUGUCUGCAAGCCAGGAAGAGAGCCAUCACCAAGAACCCAACCAUGCUGGCAACCCUGAUCUUGGACUUCCAGCCUCCAGAACUGUGGGAAAUAAAUUUCUGUUGUUUAUGCCAUCUAGUCUAUGCUAUCUUGAUAUAGCAUCCCAUACUAACCAAGAUACUGACACUGAUGUCAAACAUGUCCACUGUUAAGUGAGCUGACUUUCAGGAGAGAAUCUCUUAAUGAUAUAGCUUCACAGAUAUUAUUAGAUACUAUGUUGCUAUAACAACCACACUCAGAUAUGGCUUUCUAGCAGUGUGUCCCUUUGGAAGAUAUGAGGCUGUUGAGCAAGAUUUGUCUGAAGGACAUGGAUGGUGUCCCCAGUUACUAUGGUAUAGGCUGGCAGCUAGAUUCAGCUGGUGAUCUUUCCCUAUCUUCCUUUUCCCUGUCUAGGCAUCCAGCUACCACAUUACAAUUAUGUCUAUUAAUUUUCCUUCUUUGGCACAAUUAUCUCUAUCAAAUUUUCUGGCAAACUUUGUUUGAACCUUAUGUAUACACAACAGUUACAAGCCAAAAGAAUUAUCAAGAGGGAAAGCAUAAGUUCCUGCUUAACUCACCAUUGAUGACCCAGUGUCAAUAAUAUUUGUGUUUUAAGCUAUAUUAUUGUUUUGUCUAGUCCCCUUUUAUAACUAGUAAUGUUGUUCCGCCUUGGGUUGGUUUGUGGCCAACCCAAGGGCUGCAGUUGUUCACCAUGUGGGGACUCUGGCCUACUAGGCUCACUAACAUAGUGCCCCAAAGGGUUCACUGGCCCAUAACAGCAGGAGGCAGCAGGAGCCCUUCCCAGAGAAGGCAAUGAUACCAGUAUGGUCAGCACCAUCUCUCUUUCUCAUGGACAGUGUGGUACAGUAGCUGUUUUCCCAAGUGUCUUCUGGCAGACAGACUUUUCUGAAGGGGAAAAAAGGCAUGAAGGGAGUCAGGAUUCAUGGAUUACUUUCUUCCAAUUGCCUGAGGAGUUUGCCUUUCUAGGAUCCAAAUUUUUAUAAAGUGCAUGUUGAGAUAAAUAGAUGGAACAUUGCUCAAGCUUCUGCUUUAAGAGUCAAAGGUGUAAUCUUGGAAUUGGUUCUUAUGAAGCAUGCUUCCAAUGCACAGCAUAAGACACAAAACCUACUUGAGACACAGUAGAGUUUUUGUGAACAGAUCUUAAAAAUUUGGUAUUUGCUCAUGGGUAUGGGUCAUCUAGUUUUCAAUAAACAAGGCUACCUCAGGAAUUCUACUUUCCUAAAAGCUUUGGGGAAAGACCAUUUUGACUAAUCUCAUCCAAAAGCAUCUCCACUUUCCUCAGAGAGGAAAUUUAGGAUAAGAUUUACUUUGUCAAAUUUUGAAAGCUAAAUGAGCAAAUUUCUCUGGCAUAAAGCCAUUUACAUUGACAGUGCUUUUAGUUACCAGAUGAGGAAUUGUAGCAUUCUAGUAUAAUCACCAUUUAAAUUGAACCUAACUGCAAGUCACAAAAACAAUUCUCCCCACUGUAGUGUCAGUUUAUUUCUAUGCCUCAAUCCAUCUGACUCACAUACUCAGCAUAUAUGUGAAGAUGGAAGAUAGAGAUCUGUCAUUCAGUCACUGUCAUAUGGUUCAGAUUGUUAAAUAUCUUGUACUUACCAGUGAAUGACAUCAGUGAUCCUAUUUCUAGAACAAUCUGUGUCUCUGAGAUCAUUUUAUUCUCAGAAUAUCAUAACAAAAUAAUAUGCAACUGAAGGUGACAAAUUAAUUUAACCCUAUUGAACCCUCACUUUCCUCAACCCACAUGGGUAAGAACAGAUUUUACUCUGAAAUGCCCAAUGAGUGUUUAGGUUGUUCAUGUGAAACACUAAGAUUGGGGUUUCCUUACAGUGGCUUAUUGCUAACUUUAAAUAAAUUUCUGAAGUCAUUGACUUAAUAAGGAGAAAUAAAAUUUCUUAUUAUUAUAAAUUGCCAAGUAACACUAAGCACCUCAAAAUAGAGUAGUUAAGUAGUAAGCCAAUCAGAACAACCCUGAGCAAUGUGUCCUAGGUCAUACCCAGAUUGAAUUCAACUGUAGUGACUCUAAAUGGAUAUUUCUAAUUAUACCAGAGACAGAGCCAAGUUGUUUGUAGGGCCUUAAGUUUAUAGGAUUCUAAGAGCCCUGUAAUUAAUUUGAAAAAUAAAUUACAAAAUUUCAAAUUAAAAAUUAUUAAACUUGAGCUUCAUUAGCUUCAUGAUAAAUCUAGCUCUGAAUUAGACCAAUUAAAACCUUACACAUUGGGGAAAACUCUAAUAGCUUUAUCAGCAUUUAAUAAUGCCAGUACUGAAGAUAUUCAAGGGGAGGGGGUGCAGAUACAGGGGAUUGAACUCAGAGGCACUCAACAACUGAGCCACAUUUCCAGCCCUAUUUUGUAUUUUAUUUAGAGACAGGGUCUUACUGAGUUGCUUAAUGCCUCACUUCUUCUAAGGCUGGCUUUGAACCCCCAAUCCUCCUGUCUCAGCCUCCCAAGCCCCUGGGAUUACAGAUGUAUGCCACUGUGCCUAACUCAAGGUGCUUUGAUGCCUGGCAUUUCUUAACAACUGAAGGCUACCGAAAUGCUUAAAAUAUUUUUAUAGCAUGAUGAACAGGGAAUGUGGAGAUUCAAACUCCACUGAUGUGCCCUUCCAGCCCAUAAAUAUUUAGAAAAAAGUUAAAGUAGCAAGCAGAUUGGUAGUGCCAACAGUUAGAAAGUAGCUAAGAGAGUUGAAAACAAAAUGGAUAAGGAAAGAGCCUUUUGAAUUUUUUAUUGAAAUAGAAUAGAUUCCUAUAAACUAAACUACCCAAGUGGUUGUUCAAAUCAUUCAUUUGAAAUUAGAACAGCUAUAAUACAUAGUAAGACAGCCAGGUGUGUGGUGCUUUUUUUACUUGUUCACUUGUUUUCAUAGUUGCUAUAGUUUUUGUAAUAGUCAUUAAAAUAGAUACAAAACUAUUAAAGUAAAAUAAUGCUCAUUGUUACUCUGAGCACUAUUUUACUUUAAUAAAAUCAUUAAAGAUAUGGGAACCAUAUGAGGGACACACAGAAGAUUCUAGCAGAGAUAGAACCAGAUACAAAGGCAGGGAGACCUGAAACAACAGGUUUUAUUUUGAGAACUCCAAGUGAGUUGCAGUAGUAGCCAUGGGACAGAGAAUGUCAUGGAUAGGACUGAAAAUAAGCAGUGCAGAUAACAGAGUUUGGAUUACCUAACACAAAACUACCUGAGAAGCUUCAGUAAAUCACUGAGGAUAUUAAGUGGGGAGUUAUGUGCUGAGACUUUUGUUUUUUAAAGAUUCGUAGAGUGGCUCAAGGACAAGGAAGGAACCUGAAGGCAGGAAAAAGGCUGAAUGGUCCCAUUAGGAUUCAAAAGAGAAAAAAUGUUAGAAAGUACAGUCAUGCUUCACUUGAUGAUGGAGAUAAGUUCUGAGCAAUACCUCAUUAGCCAGUCUCAUCAUUAUGCGAACAUGAUAGAAUAUACUUACACAAAGUAAGAUGGCUAUGAUCACUAGGAUCACUAGGCAGUGUAACUAAAUACAAUCUUAUGGGAACUAAAUCAUGUAUGCAGUAUGUUGACCAAAAUGUUGUGUGGCUGUUUGGGGAAGAAGGUUAAAAACUUUUUGUUAAUCUGGCUAAUGGAGAGUGAAAAGCUGUCAAGUCUCAUUCUCUUAGGUAGCUACAGAACUGAGCUGGGUGCCACAGGUGGGAGAAGGAGGAGGCAUGGAUGACUGCCAAGUCUCCAGAUUGGGUGGUUGUAAAGUGGUGAGGUUAACCUGAAUAUUUGUGAUGGUAAGUUCUUAAAGGGAAGAUAGAAUGGGGCAUGUUAAGUUCAAUGGGUCUGUAGGAUAUUUAAGUGAAGCUAUCUAUCAGACAGCUGAGAGGAAGAGUGAAGCCUAGAUACAGAAAUAUGAGAGUCAUUGUCAGCCACAGGAGGAGAGUAAAGGCGAAAGGCACUUGUGAGGGGAAAAGGGCCAAGGACAGCACCUGAGGACUGCCACAGUUUUCACUGUUAGGAGAGAAAAGGUGAAGAAGCAACUGAGAAAGAACUUUCAGGGAAGUGGGAAGAGAAUCAGUAAAGAAAGGUUUUUGUAGAAACCUCUGAAGGGGACAGUUCCAAGAAAAAUGAAACAAUCAAGUUCAAAAUAUAGCCAAAAAGUCAAGUACAGUGGGUCUGGGAGCGAUAGUGAAGUUUGCAGUGGAAUUCCAAGAAGCUGGUGGGAGGAGUGCAGAGGACCCAUCCCUUCCAGUGGAGAAGUGGGUGGAAUGCAGAUGAGUGAAGGAGAGGCAGGGGCUGCGGGGUCCUGUGGGUGUGAGAGCUCUUUUCCAAGAGUAGAGACAUCCAGACUUAUUUCCAUGUAGGAAAGUAGCCAAAAGAAUUGGGCAGGUUAAAAUUACAGAAAAUUGAGGACAGUUAAAUGAAGCAAACCUCCUGAGGCUAUGGAAAGGGAUGAGAUCAAAAGAGUAUGAGGAGCAAAAAUAUAGAGAAAUUGGAACCUUUGUACUUUGCUGGUGGGACUAUAAAAUGAUGCAGCCACUUUGGAAAACAGUUUGGCAGUUCUUCAAAAAUUUAAACAGAAUUACUGUAUGAUUCAGCAAUUCCACCCAAAAUAAUUUAAAAGAAGGGCUCAAGUACUUGCACUUGUGCCAUUGCAACAUUAUUUACAAUAAUCAAAGGUGACCAUGAACAAAUAAGUAAGCAAAAUGUGGUAUGUGCUUAAAAUGGAAUAUUAUUCAACCAUAAAAUGGUAUGGAGUUCUGAUAUAUGCUAUAAAAGGGUGAAAUUUGAAAACAUUAUGUGAAGUUAAAUAAGCCAGACAAAUAUUAUAAAAUUCCACUUAUAUGAAAUAUCUAAAAGAGGCAAAUUCUUAGAGACACAAACUAAUUAGAGGUAUCAAGAGCUACUGGGAGGAAAGAGUUAUUGAUUAGUGGUUAUAGAGUUUCUGAUUGGGAUAAUGAAAAAAGCUAAAAAAGAGAUAGUGGUGAUGACUAUACAACAUAAUAAAUGUUAAUAAAUGCUCCUGUAUACUUAGAAAUGGUUAACAUGGUAUAUUUCAUGUUAUACUUAUUUUACUGCUAUAAAAUUUUUUUGUAGGUAAUGCCAGCCAUAAUAUACAUGAUGAGUUAAUUUGAUCAAUAAAAUAUUCAAAUAUUUUAUUUUAAAAAAGAAUAUGAAGGAAUUAGUACUAAUCAAAACAGUAUCUUUCUCUGAGUUGGGAGCAUAGGUGAAGAUGUUUACAGAUCUAAGAUUGCCCUUGUAUAAUGAUUACUUUUAUGUGUCAACUUCACUGGGCUAAGGAAUGCCCAGAUGGCUUUUCUGUGAGGGUGUUUAUGGAGGUGAUUAGCAUUUGAAUCAGUAAAAAGACUAAAUAAAGAAGACUUAUCCUGUAAGUGUGGGUGGGCACAUCCAAUCUGAUCGGCCACCAUAAUGCAAAAAUGUGAAGGAAGGGAGAAUUCACUCCAUUUGACCAUGGACAUUCAUCUUCUCUUGCCCUUAGAUGCUAAGACAUUGAUGCUACUUCUCAGGCCUUCAGAUUCUUUCCAGAACUUAUACAAUUACCCCAACCCUUUCUCUCCAACCAUUGUUUCCCAGUUUGCAGCUUGGUUACAUCUAACCAGUAUCCUUUCAGUUCUGUUUAUCUGGAGGACCUUGACUAGUGCUUCUUGUCUUCAGAGACAUUAAGGGAGUUGCUGACAGCCUCUUCUACUGUUGUUGUUUUGUUUUGCUUUUACUACACAUAAAGCACUCUCCUUAGAGUGGUGAGGGAUAGGUAGGGGUUUAAUAAGGAAUUAGAGGAGAUAGUAAAGAUUAAGAAUGGAUACCAAGUGGAAAGGGAAAGGGAGAUGACAAAGGAUAAAUAAAAUAACUGUUGAUAUGUCAUACUGACAGCAGAGAGUUGCAAACUGCAAGUAUAUAUAGUGUUUUCUCUUAAUGGUUUUUUAUAUUUAUAUGCUUUGCUUUUGGGGUUUUGGGGUUUUAUUUGUUUUGCUGCCCCUAGUGUAGAAUUUAGAGGGACUGGUUUACUGGACUCCACCUGGAUGGGGUAUUUGUGGUGUAAUCAGGAAUAUUUUAGAGGGUAGUAGAAGAAUUGUCCCCAUGUUGAAUCAUGGGGCUGAUGCAAACAAAAGUAAGAAGGGACUCAUAACCCUGGAGACAGGGAGGUUAAAAUGAAAAGAUGGGUUUCAUGAGAGUGAGAAGGCAGGGGGAAGCAGUGGGACAGGAUGUUGGACAUUUAGUGUUGCAAAGGUAGGACUUUUCUUGAUGUUAUAUUAGGAGUAGAUUCUAAAAAUGAAGGUAAAAUUGUUAAAAUAGUUGGUGUAUCAGAACAGGCCAAGAUGUCACAAGUAGAUAAAACAUGUUUAAUGGUGUAACUCUAAUAGAAGUUUAUUUCUUGCUCAUAUAAAUAAUCCAAGGCAGUCAGUAGAGAUGUUCUGCUUCACCGUAACUCAAAGAACCAAGCUACUGGAGGAUCUCUCAUCUUUAACUGGCAGUUUUCAAGAUCAUCUGUGCACUAACACCAGUUAAUGUGAGGAAGAAGAACAAGGAGGAGCCUGUAUAGGUGGUUUUAUGGUCCAGGCCUGAAAGAGAUGUGCUUCAAAUCAUCGCAUUUCAUUGGCCAGAACUUAGUCAGGCCUCACACCAAGAAACAAACAAGUCUGGGAAAUGUGAAGUUGUGUGCCCUGUAAAAAGAACAACCAGCAGCUCCUGCUACAUUAGGGUUCUAAAGCCAAUUUUUAAAUAAGCAUUUACCAUUUGAUGCUGCUACUUACAUCCAGAGGUAAAUUACAAAAAGGCUCACUUUAACAGUUCAACCAAAAAAGCAUUAUUUAAUAUAUGUGAAGUGUUCACAUCCAAUUCUACUCCCUCAAUCUUUUUUUAUAUCUACCUAGAUUAGUCUUGUGACCCAGUUCUUCAUUUGAUAGAGUUUUAUUCUUUUUUCCUUCCUGAGAAAUGUGUACAAGAUUUUAAAAAUAUAAUGCAGCCCCCUUUUCACCCACUCUGUGCUAGCAGUAAAUAUUAAAAAUAAGUGUGACACCCAUGAAGUCAUUGAAGACAUUGGCCCCUCAGUGAGCCAACACAGACAUUGAGUUGAUUUCAGUGUAAGACCCAUCUGCCUUUUAACUGUUUCUUUAACAAAUGAGGUAAAGACUUUGGAGCCACACAAAUAGUUUCUCUCUGCUAACAAGCCACUCUGUGCUUAUUGGGGGGAGUGUAUGUUUACUUUUAAAUAACAUAGAGCCUCCCCAAUAUGUGUAUUAUCUAUCUUAAAUUUCCCACCAAUAGAAAAGCAGCACAGUACAGCAUCAGUGCGAGUUGCUGGCUUAGAAUUCUGAGCUCAUAGUCACCCACUAUGGUGAACUGUGGAGGCCAGGGGGAGAGGGUGGGACAUUCAGAAGAUCCCUACACCCCAGAGACGUUUCUCCCCAGAAGAUUUCAUCCCAAGAACUAUGUUAAAAUAGUCAAAGGUGUAAACUUGAAUAGUCCACCACCUUCCUUUCCAAAAUUAUAUGGAAAUUCUUCGGGAAAUGAAUCCAGGGUUUUGGUGGGGAAAGACUGUUUGAAGAACCAUGGUGAAUUAUUACAGAGUAUUAGGGGUGCCUCCCAAUGCUUCCUCCUCUGAAAUCAAGAAGGCUUAUCACCAGUUGGCUCUGCGGAUACACCCAGACAAGAAUCUAGAGGACAAGGAGGCUGCUGCCGAGAGAUUCAAAGAAGUGGCAGAGGCCUAUGAGGUCUUGUCUGAUCCCAGGAAACACAGUGACUAUGACAGGUCCAGAGAGAACUGCUUCCCAAAGGAAAUCAAAAGAGACAGCAGAUAUAAGGAACAUCUGGUGGAAGAACCGCGCUUUGAGAGGCCACGCCAUGUCUUUGAGAAUGACUCUGAAGAUGAACACCACUUCUCAGACUAUUUUUCUCUUGGCCACAAUGAUAGGGCUAGGAGAUUUCACUCCUCUCUCUUUGAUGUGACCCCCAUAUUGGACACAGGAUUUUCCACUUUUGUAUCUGUGGGCUCCAGAUCGAAUCCCUUUACCUCUGAGACAUUUGUACCCUUUGUAAGCAGUGGAAUGGGAAACUUCAAACUGGUUACCACUUGCAGCCAGAUGGUGAAUGGUAAGAGAGUUGUUACACGGAAAGUUGUAGAACAUGUGAGGAGAGAGACUGAAGUGGAAAAAGAAAGAUUUUUUCACCAGAUUCCUCAACCUCAUUGGUAAGGAAUUGCUAUUGUUUUCUGUAAUGAGGAAUGUCAUAUGAGGCUGGUGUAUCAUAUGAAGCUUAUCAAAGACAGACUUAAAAUCUGAGCAUGUGCUAAACUAGAAUGGACAGAGGUCAGCUUAGUCCAAACCUCUCAUUUCAUAGGAAGGAGGUAACAGAUCAGAUGUUGAUACAAAAAAACUAGUAAGCAGCACAGUUGCACUCUAGCCCAGACUUCUGGUUCUUUCCCUUCACAUUAUCAGAGACAGUACAAACCACUACCACACAUGAGGCUUCUGAGUCAGCUGCAGGGCCCUCCUUCACAAACCCCAUCAUCUUAUCUUUUCUUCAACAUUUUGCCUCCUCUACCUUGCUGUCCGCCAGUCACCUUUCUCGACAGCUGUUCUUUUUCUUUCCUAUCCUCUCUCUUUGCUUCUUCUCUUCCAACCUCAGCUUUCUUCCUAUGCAUGUUUGAGGACCAUAUCACACUCAGCUCAAUUCAAAGAGUUUUCUAGGGAUAGGUUGAUUCUGGUAGAGAAAAAGAGUGAAAAGUAAGUGGGUUAAGCUUUUUAUGUGCUUUUUUCUUAGUUUUAAUAUCUCAGCUGUGUCUGGAAUUCUACUUCACAUGUGUUAUCUCAGAAAUCCAUUCCACAGCGAAAUUAAGUAUCUGCUUUCCCCCCAUCAGGUAGAUAAGGAAAUGAGGCUUGGAGUGAUUAAGUAACAUGUUCCAGGCCCCACCUAAUAAGCAGUAAAAUAGGAUUCUGCUCUAAAGCACAUUCUUAUCUACUGCUCUAUGACUACUCAUUUAUUUUAAAAUCUGGGGUCUCAUCCUAACUGGAAAUUUAAAUCUUUCAUCUCUAAACCUUACUUCAAUGCAUGCGUACUAUGCAAGCAUUUUUAAUUUUAUGGCCUAACAGGAACUUGAAUGUCACUUUCACUUGAAGACAGAAUCGCCGUAACAAGUGUCUCUGAAACUAACAAAUGAGAAUCUAUUAACACAGGAAUCUAAAGAUAUGAAUUAUAUUUUUGUUUUUGUAUGUACAUGCAAAAUCUUGGGAUCUUUUUCCCCCGCCCACAUCCUUUCAGUUGGAGUUGGUUGCACUUCAGCCCCUUCCAUUUGUAUUAAUGACCAUAUUUUGAUCCAUAGGAAUUGUUCUUUAUGGAAAAUUACUGAUGGAGUCUGCACUAGAAUCUCUGUCUUCCAAUUUCCAGUGCCGAGCUCAUUCCAGUAUACCAUGAUGAUUGGCAAAAUUUAGAUUUAAUUUGCAAUCAUAAUCAUUUUUAGGAGUUAUAUAACAAAUUAUCAGUUUUCUUAAAGAACUUUCCUAUGUGUGCAAUUUUUAUUAGAAAAAUAUUUUGUGUAGUUUUUGAGCAUUUUAAUUGCAAUAAAUUUUCUGAACUUGAACGGGAAUAUGCCUGCUUCCCUCUGGCAAAGGGCCCAUACUUGAAGACAGGAAGCAAAAGAUAGAUUUGGAUUCAGAACACAGCUCAUUUCUUUCAAAGCCCAUACAUCUCUACUUAGGACUCACUGAGAGCCUCCUACGUGACAGGCACUGUGUUAGGCACUUUAAAUCAAUCAUUUCUAAUCACCAGAGUGUUAUUCAGGGUUUUAUUUUCAUUCUGUGAGUGAGGAAACUGAGGCUCAGGGAAGAUUCAGGCCCACAGUAAGUUGCAGAGACAGGCUUCAGACUGUGGUUUGCCCACUAGGAAGCUUACAUUUCCAUUAUGCUAUAUUCCACCCUCAUUCAUCUGAGCUGCAUAGUCAUGGAUUAAGAAGGGAGAUUUUUUCAUAUGGAUGAAUUAACAAUAUACAUUUCAACUUUUUAAUAAUAACGUCUCCAGAUGGAGCUUCCUUCUACCAGCUCUGGUUUGAGGUGAACUGCAGUGUAUUUUCUGAAAAAAGGGAUAAUCAAGUUGGAGCAUAAAACAUGAUUUUCCAUUUUAUGUUAAGUAAAAUUCAAAUUUCAGCAAUUUUCACAGACAAACUUGGUUUUGACAGAAAUGCUGAGCAGUAGAAGGACUUUUUUUAAUCAGAAAAGAUUUUUUUUAAAAAUUCACUUUGUUAGUAAAAGGAAGUUUUCUUCUUGUAUAGAAGUAAAGAAAUUUCCUCUUUCCUGAAGCCUGUUUAAAAUAUGUAGAAGUGUUAUGUAUAAGCAAUCACCAUCAAUGAAAAGAUGGAGAGCAGGAAGGGUUUCUCCAGGUCAGUGUUCAUCAGUGCCCAGGACAGACUUUGCAGGAACCUGUGUGUGACUCAGGUUCCUGAGGCCUCACCAUGUCUUCAGGUUGGCCACUGUGAUUUCCAGGCACCAGGAGUUCCUCUACAGGUAACACCAGGGCCAGAGAGGAAAUAAUAAGUUUUUCCAGAUGUGGAAAGAGAAUGAGAUGGACAGAGGGAUAGAGGGAAGAAGAAGGAUGUAAAGUCAAAUAAGAGGCACCAGAGAAAAAAACCACUUCUCAAUAGUAUGAGAAACUGAAAGACAGUAAAUUCCUUCUUAAACUUACAGAAUUCACUAAUGGAAAGGGAGAGUGAGAGAGAAAGAGCUUAAUCAUGAGAGUCAGUUCCUAUGUCCUUAGUGAUUUUCCACUUUUGCCAUAGCAAGCAAUUUUUUUUAAUGUGGUAGUGUUUUGAAUAGUUGUAUCUCACAAAUUAAUGCAAGACAUUUUGUCUACUAAUAGCUAACAAAAUAAAUGUUUCCAAACUCAAAAACACUGUAGACCAGCUAGGAGUUCCCUAUUCAGUUCUAGUUCGUGCUAGGCAGUUGACAAGUAAAAUGAGGACCACAGUCCUGAAGAGCAUGGUUCAAGGGAGAACAGCAUGCACUUCUGUCACUCCUGGCUCAGGGUAUGUGCUCAAGAGCAUUCUCAUGGAUACCUGUCAGAAACCCCGGGUUCCCACAUCACCCCAUGAGAAGAAAGAGAAGAAAGGGGGUCUUGCCUGAGGUCACAGAGUGGGUUUUCCUACAGCUCCCUAACCUGGAGCUGUUACUCCUACACUCUUAAGCAUCCAAAGCACAUUUCUUCACUCCCUGGCAAGGUACACAAAAGGGUUGGGAGGAGUGGCUUCCCUGAGGUAGGUAAAAACGGAGUCACAGUUUCAUAUAGUGCUGUUGCAUAAUGUGUCCCCUCGUGUUCCCUUGUCUGUUGAUCCAGGUAAGUACAGGAGUAAGUGAGUAUGUAAAAUCAUAAACAAAAAUACCAAGACAGCCAGUCCACCUUCUGACCCCACCUUGUUAAGAAUCAACUCAGAUUCUUAACAGUUUAAGGUUUCUACAGUAAACAAUAACAAAUAUAAGAUGGCAGUCAGAAGUCUCAAUGUUUCCUUUCUAGAAUUUUCCAGACACUUUCUAUGCUUAGGGCUUUUAGACACUUUUCUAUGCUACCUCUUUGGUAAGAAGGCCAUUUUAAUUUUACUCCAAAGCUUCAUAGUCUCCAGAAUGACUGGAGUGGAGUGCACCUAACUGCGUACUUCAGGAUGGGAGGAACAGACUCAGCAGAACAGGGCUGAUUUUCAGCUGGCAGGACAUCACCCCUCACUAUAUUAUUUGGAAUCCUGAGGAUCUAUUGAGUUGGAGUGUGGUAGAAACCCUCAGAAUGGAGAGGUUGGUUUUAGGGUAAAAAAGAAUGAUUCUUUUAAUGGGUAGAAACAACCUCCUAGAAGAUGUCAUUUUACCAGUGCUCA
Molecule: messenger RNA, 14487 nt
Organism: Marmota monax (woodchuck)
Lineage: Eukaryota; Metazoa; Chordata; Mammalia; Rodentia; Sciuridae
Product: dnaJ homolog subfamily B member 6-like
Exons: 2
Coding region: 10187-10828 (213 amino acids)
Biological process (GO): protein refolding; positive regulation of proteasomal ubiquitin-dependent protein catabolic process
Cellular component (GO): endoplasmic reticulum membrane; cytosol
Molecular function (GO): Hsp70 protein binding; ATPase activator activity
Source: RefSeq, a predicted model, not a curated record